This is a messenger RNA of Rhodamnia argentea, 751 nucleotides long. RefSeq names its product 40S ribosomal protein S15a-2-like. Gene Ontology annotation, cellular component: ribosome; cytosolic small ribosomal subunit. Gene Ontology annotation, molecular function: structural constituent of ribosome. Bases 119 to 508 code for a protein of 129 amino acids. Gene Ontology annotation, biological process: translation. The transcript is spliced from 3 exons. NCBI's taxonomy places the organism in Eukaryota, Viridiplantae, Streptophyta, Magnoliopsida, Myrtales, Myrtaceae. The record is from RefSeq and is a predicted model, not a curated record.
GUGGAGAGCGAGAACGGAAAGCCCUCGCUGCUCGCCGCGGGUCUGCGACUGCGAUUUCUGUCGCGGAGGUUUUGCUAAGCCUCCGGUCGCUCGUGAGCAGAGAGAGAGAGAGAGAGAGAUGGGACGAAGGAUACUGAACGAUGCGUUGAGGACGAUGGUGAACGCAGAGAGGAGAGGGAAGGCCAUGGUGGAGCUGCGACCCAUUUCCAAUGUGGUCUCUUCUUUUCUCAAGAUCAUGAAGGACCGAGGAUAUGUGAAGAGUUUCCAAGUUCAUGAUCCCCACCGGGUGGGGAGGAUAACUGUCGAAUUGCAGGGCCGCAUAAAAGAUUGCAAAGCUCUCACUUACCGGCAAGAUAUCAAGGCUAGAGAUAUUGAGCAGUUUAGGUUGAAAAUGCUACCAACACGUCAGUGGGGUUAUGUUGUUAUUACAACACCUGAUGGCCUUCUGGACCAUGAAGAAGCCACAAGAAGGAACUUGGGAGGCCAAGUAAUUGGUUUUUUUCAUUAACCAUAGUGUGCUCUCCAAAUACAAGAUGGAUCCCGAAGUGAUUAACAAGAGAAGACAAUGCUGUUGGGCAAUAAGGCAAUGAUUUAUAAUCUGUCUACAUGCACUGAUGAACUCGAUUCAAGCUUCAAACUGUUUUUGUUGUAUUAGUUUUAGAUAUGAUGAAUGGCAAAUGACCAUGGUUUCUCAUUGUCUUAAAGACAUUUCACCAUUUCUUAUGAUUAUUUGACUGGUUUGACGUUUUUU